CUCGCUUCCUCACCUCAGCUACUUCUAGCUGGUAGUGGUACGGACGGGUCGGGUCAGCUCGUUCAUGUCGCCGGCAGCGGCGGCGGUGGUGGUGGUUGAGUAGAGCCGACUGGCGGCGGGGAUGGAGGGGGGGAAGGGGUUUGCGGCGGUGCUGUGGUUGGCGUUGCUGCUGGCGUGCCGUGGCGCGUGCGGGCUCAACGCGGACGGGGUGCUGCUGCUGUCGUUCAAGUACGCGGUCACCGCCGACCCGCUCGGCGCGCUCGCCGGGUGGAGCUACGCCGACGAGUCGCCGUGCGGGUGGAACGGGGUCGUGUGCAACGGCUUCCCGCAGGCGGACGCGGCGGCGGCGUGGGUGGCGCCAGUCAAUGUGACGGCGGCGUCGGAGGGUGGUAACUCCAGCGCUGUCCCCGUGCUGGGGCGGCCGUCGUCGAACGGCACGGCCGGGCUCGGCGUCAACGCGUCGCUGGCCGCGGCGGCGACGGUGUCGCGGGUGAUUAGUCUUGUGCUGCCCAACGCGCAGCUGUCGGGCUCGCUGCCGGCUGACCUUGGCCGCGUCGAGCACCUCCGCCACCUCGACCUCUCCGGGAACAGCCUCAACGGCAGCUUGCCGGCGACGCUGCUCAACGCGACUGAGCUUCGGGUUCUCUCGCUCGCGGGCAAUGCCAUCUCCGGCGUGCUCCCCGACGGCGGGGCCGUGUACUCGCGCAGCCUCCAGGAGCUCAACCUCUCCCACAAUGCGCUCGCCGGGCGCCUCCCCGCCUCUCUCUGCAGGCUGCCGAGCCUCGCCGUGCUGGGGCUCGCCAACAACUACCUCGCUGGCGUGCUCCCCAUCGGCGGGCUCGCCGCCUUGGAGGUCGUCGACUUGAGCGCCAACUAUUUCAAUGGCUCCCUCCCGUCGGACUUUGGCGGGAGCCGGCUGCGGUUCUUGAAUGUCUCGUCGAACAAGCUCACCGGCGCUCUACCGACCGAGCUCUCCGCCGUUGUACCGGCGAACUCCACGGUCGAUUUGUCCCACAACAACUUCACCGGCACGGUGCCGCAGGCCGGGCCGUUCGCAGUCCAGCCGGCGGCGGCGUACGAGGGCAACCCGGAGCUGUGCGGGCCGCCGCUGAAGAAGAUGUGCUCGAUCCCGUCGUCGCUGUCGAACCCGCCGAACGCGACCGACUCGCCGCCGGCGUUCGCGGCCAUACCCAAGAACCCCUCCCGCCCCUCGCCGGGAGCCCAGGCGCAGGCGCCGCGCGGCCAGGAGAAGCUCCGCCCGGCGGCGAUUCUCGCCAUCGUCGCCGGCGACCUCGCCGGCGUCGGGCUCCUCUUCAUGCUGUUCUUGUACAUUUACCACCUCAGGAAGAAGAGGCGGCAGCGCCGGGCGCAGGAUUCGCCGCUGCAGCACAAGAGCAACGGAGCAGUCGGCGGCGGUGUGAAGACACUGGACAUCGCCGGAGGCAAGGAAGAGAAGGCGUCCACAUCCGCAGGGUGCUGCAUUGGCCGCAAGAACGACAGCUCGGACAGCUCCGACUGCUCGGUGUCGUCGGAGGCGGAGUCCUCCGACGACGAGGAGGACCUCAAGAAGCGCGGCGGGAGCUUCAUCGGCCGGAGCACCCCUCAGCACCACAGCAAGAAGCACGACCAGCCCCAGGCGGCCCCCGCGCCGGCGACCCUGGUCACGGUGGACGGCGACGGCGAGCUCGAGAUGGAGACGCUGCUCAAGGCGUCGGCCUACAUCCUCGGCGCCACCGGGUCGAGCAUCGUGUACAAGGCCGUGCUCGCCGACGGCACCGCGCUCGCCGUCAGGCGCAUCGGCGAGAGCGGCGGCGUCGACAAGCUCAAGGACUUCGAGGCGCAGGUCCGCGCCGUCGCGCGCUUCCGCCACCCAAACAUCCUCCGGCUCCGGGGGUUCUACUGGGGCGCCGACGAGAAGCUCCUCAUCCACGACUACGCCACCAAUGGCAGCCUCGCCAACAUCGCAUUCAGCAGGCGGUUCGGGUCGUCGUCGCCGCUGCAUCUGAGCUUCGAGGCGCGGCUGCGGAUCGCGCGCGGCGUGGCGCGCGGGCUGGCGUUCAUCCACGAGAAGAAGGGCGUGCACGGCAACGUGAAGCCGAGCAACAUCCUGCUCGGCGCAGACAUGGAGCCGUGGAUCGGCGACUUCGGGCUGGACCGGCUGCUCUCCGGCGAGGCCGUGCACCGGAGCACGGGCGCGUCGGCAAGGCUGUUCGGGAGCAAGCGGUCGAUGCACUCGACGAGCAGCCUGCCGGACCUGUCCCAGAUGCCCGGCGCCGGCGCCAGCCCGUGCUCCUCGUCGGCAGCGACGUCGGCGGCGGCGGCCUCGGCGCCGCCGCCGUACCAGGCGCCGGAGUGCCUCAAGAACCUCCGGCCCAACGCCAAGUGGGACGUCUACUCGUUCGGCAUGGUGCUCCUGGAGCUCCUCUCCGGGAGGGUCUACUCGGAGGUGGAGCUCUGCCAGUGGCACGCUGGGUUCGUCGUCGAGGAGCGGAGCCGGCUGCUGCGCAUGGCCGACCCGACGCUCCGCGGCGAGGCCGACGGCAAGGAGGACGCCCUGCUCGCCAGCUUCAAGCUCGCCUUCGCCUGCUGCGCCAUGGCGCCCAGCAAGAGGCCCGCCAUGAGGGACGCCGUGAUGGUCCUCGACAGAAUACCUUCUUCGUCUCCAUCUGCUCCAACCACCACCGGCGCUGCCAUUCCUUGAUUGACAACAGCAGCAGUGAAUGCCACUGACGACAAUAAUCAAGAACGAAUCGAGAAUGGAUGGUCCAAAACAACAACCCCAGAAGAAAAAAAAAAAACCAAGAACGACGACGAGAUCAUUGUGUGCUAGAGUGUGUAGAUUUUGUGUCCACUAAUUUUGAUCCUGUGAUUAACCUCGCGAGAAAAAAAAAGAACCCUAGCUGAUGAUGGAGUGCUGAUCUAGUAGUGAUCUGUAAUCUGUUGCUCUGAUUGUAAUGUGAUUGUUACAACCUUCCAUUUGCA
Molecule: messenger RNA, 2982 nt
Organism: Oryza brachyantha (malo sina)
Lineage: Eukaryota; Viridiplantae; Streptophyta; Magnoliopsida; Poales; Poaceae
Product: probable LRR receptor-like serine/threonine-protein kinase At4g37250
Exons: 2
Coding region: 122-2701 (859 amino acids)
Biological process (GO): protein phosphorylation
Molecular function (GO): protein kinase activity; protein binding; ATP binding
Source: RefSeq, a predicted model, not a curated record